Lodderomyces orthopsilosis Co 90-125 is the source of this 765-nucleotide messenger RNA. RefSeq lists its product as uncharacterized. The record is from RefSeq and is a predicted model, not a curated record. The coding region runs from base 1 to 765 and encodes 254 amino acids. Gene Ontology annotation, cellular component: cytoplasm. The transcript has a single exon. NCBI's taxonomy places the organism in Eukaryota, Fungi, Ascomycota, Pichiomycetes, Serinales, Debaryomycetaceae. Gene Ontology annotation, biological process: protein folding.
AUGAAUAGCAAUACCAAAAUCCCAGUUGAGGUCAACCCAGACGAGGAUACUGAAUGGAAUGAUAUUCUCCGUGAUUACGGGAUUAUUCCCGAAAAGCCACCUUCGCCAUCUGCUCAAUUGGAGGAGGCAUUAGAGGAAGCGGUUAGGAAACAACAUGAAAAUAGACUAGAGAAUAAAGACAUAGAUGAACUAGAUGCACUUGAGGACGAAGAAGAUGAAGAGUUUCUCAAUUUUUACAAAAAAAAGAGAAUGAAUGAAAUAAAGAAGUUGUCGGAGAAAAAGAAAUACGGACUGGUAUUGCCAAUUAGUAAAAAUGAAUAUGAGGGUGAGAUUACAAAGGCACCUAAGAGAACCACUGUCUUGGUUCAUUUAUCCCUCCAAUCAAGUUUACAAAGUAGACUAUUGGGGUCAUUGCUAUCUGAGUUAGCUAGAAAAUUUCCAGAGUUGAAAAUUUGUGAUAUACCCGCACAGAGGUGCAUUGAAAAUUACCCCGAGUCUAAUUGUCCUACACUUAUCAUAUACAGAGAUGGGAAUGUAUUAAAACAAUACAUCACGUUGACUCAAUUGGGAGGGAAUGCUACGACUUUGAAGGAUAUAGAAAAGGUUUUGAUUGACCUUCAUGUUUUGGAUGAUAGUGAUAAGAGACUUGUAAUCAACGACGAGGAAGACGAAUCUCAACAAGAGAGGAAAUUACACUUUGCAAAGAAGUCAAUUAGGAAUGAACGCAACGACGACGAAGAAGAGGAUGACGACUUUUACGAUUGA